Molecule: messenger RNA, 975 nt
Organism: Drosophila rhopaloa
Lineage: Eukaryota; Metazoa; Arthropoda; Insecta; Diptera; Drosophilidae
Gene: Dtwd2
Product: tRNA-uridine aminocarboxypropyltransferase 2
Exons: 2
Coding region: 87-851 (254 amino acids)
Source: RefSeq, a predicted model, not a curated record
GCCACCUAGUUGCACAUGGUUCGUUGAUUGCGAAUUUCUUCUUGCGCAGAACUUUCCAUUUAGUAAACUAAUAAUCAAUUAUAAGGAUGGAGGACGAAGCUUGGCGGGAUCUCGUGGGUAUCAGCGCCGAUCCGCCCAACAGACGUGACAAGUGCGAGCAGUGCAAACGGCCUGUAGUUGUGUGCUGGUGUCCCGCUUUGCCGCAUCCGCCGGAGGCCGUAGCUUCGCAGAUAGUGAUACUGCAGCAUCCAGCCGAGGAGAAAAGAUCCCUACGCACAGCCCUGAUGCUCCAGUUGGGCCUGGAACCGGGAAAAUGUGUCGUGUACAAGGGCAAGCGUUUCCCCAACCACAAACACCACUCUGAACUGCAGAGGAUUCUAGACUCUCCACAGACAUUACUCUUGUAUCCCAGCCGGGACUCAGUACCGCUAGAGGAGGUGGACGGCAGUUCCGGUCCCUACACUCUGGUGCUUAUAGAUGGCACCUGGCCUCAGGCCAAGGCAAUCUAUGCCAGUAGUCCUGCUUUGCACCGCCUGAGACAGGUAAAGCUCAUCGCCGUGGGUAUCAGUGACUACAUUAUCCGCACCCAGCCUACGGAGGGCUGCCUCAGUACCCUGGAGACCGCAGCCCAGUGCCUAGCCGUGCUCGAAUCCCGGCCAGAGCUGCGGCAAACGCUCGUCCGCCCGCUGCACGCGCUCUGCAGGUUCCAACUAGACAACGGAGCCGUCGAGCACCAGUCCAAGGAAUUUCUGAUGAAAAACAAUCAAUACCCCAAACCUAUUGGCAAGCGGCUGAACCGUCUUCUCAACUCAACUAGAAACACAGCGGGCGAUGGCAACAAGGAUACGUGAUAGCAGAAAAACACCGGAGGAGUUGCAUGUGCCUGUGGUUUAUAGUCAACUAGGUGCAGCGGCCGUAACAAUGUUAUGAUUUGUAACGCUAUUAUUAUUAUUUUCUACUAAAUAGUCAAAGAUU